This is a messenger RNA of Pieris macdunnoughi, 849 nucleotides long. The record is from the annotation of a GenBank genome assembly. Lineage: Eukaryota; Metazoa; Arthropoda; Insecta; Lepidoptera; Pieridae.
AUGUGUAUCCGUGCGACUAAUGUUUGCAUAUAUUCCUGUUGUAGAAAUCCCAUACUCAUUACAGAUUACAUUCUAUUCGUGCUGGCGGCUGUUGGUGUGACAGCGGGGGCUCACCGACUCUGGACGCACAGAGCAUACAAGGCAAAAAUGCCCCUACAGAUUAUCCUAAUGUUCAUGAACACUCUGGCAUUUCAGAACACAGCCAUCGACUGGAUACGAGAUCAUCGGAUGCACCAUAGAUAUAGCGACACGGACGCAGAUCCUCAUAACGCAACUCGUGGUUUUUUCUACUCCCACGUGGGCUGGCUGCUUGUAAAAAAGCAUGAAGAAGUGAAGAAGCGCGGCAAGUUUAUUGAUAUGAGCGACAUCUAUGCAAAUCCUGUACUAAUGUUUCAGAAGAAAUACGCCAUACCAUUUAUUGGGUCAGUCUGCUUUUUGCUCCCAACUUUAGUGCCAGUCUACUAUUGGGGUGAGAGCCUGAAGAUUGCCUGGCACAUAUGCCUCUUCAGAUAUAUCCUGAAUCUGAACACUACCUUCUUAGUAAAUAGCGCAGCUCAUCUUUGGGGUUACAAACCAUAUGAGAAAAGUAUAAAACCCGUGCAGAACAAAGUAGUCACCUUCAUAGUCUUCGGUGAAGGUUUUCAUAACUACCACCACGUGUACCCUUGGGACUACCGCACAGCCGAACUUGGGAACAACCUACUGAAUUUUACAACGUUAUUUAUAGACUUCUUCGCGAAGAUAGGAUGGGCGUAUGAUUUGAAGACUGUGCCUGAAGGGAUGAUAGAAGCACGAGCGAAAAGAACUGGUGACGGUAGUGAUUUAUGGGGGAAAAUUAAGGCAGUUUAG